Messenger RNA from Helianthus annuus (common sunflower), 994 nucleotides. Its product is annotated as floral homeotic protein PMADS 2. Bases 183 to 773 code for a protein of 196 amino acids. The transcript has 7 exons. Gene Ontology annotation, cellular component: nucleus. NCBI's taxonomy places the organism in Eukaryota, Viridiplantae, Streptophyta, Magnoliopsida, Asterales, Asteraceae. The record is from RefSeq and is a predicted model, not a curated record. Gene Ontology annotation, molecular function: RNA polymerase II cis-regulatory region sequence-specific DNA binding; protein dimerization activity; DNA-binding transcription factor activity, RNA polymerase II-specific. Gene Ontology annotation, biological process: positive regulation of transcription by RNA polymerase II.
AGGUCAAAACCCCACAAGUAAACACACUUUUGUUCACUCUUUUGAAGGAAAGUCUCUUGUUUUCCAGCCAUUAUUAGAAAUCUCUCUCUCUCUCUCUCUCUCUAGAAUUCUAUUAAUUAAGUUUUGUAAGAAGAUUCAUUACAUCUCUCCCAUUGUUAUCUGAAAGCAACUUAAGAGAGAGAAUGGGAAGAGGAAAGAUAGAGAUCAAGAGGAUAGAGAACACAAACAACAGGCAAGUAACAUACUCCAAAAGAAAGAAUGGAAUCAUCAAAAAAGCUAAGGAGAUUACUGUUCUCUGUGAUGCUAAUGUCUCUCUUGUUGUAUAUGGAUCUUCUGGCAAGAUGUAUGAGUACUGCAGCCCCAAUACCAACUUGACUGACAUGCUGGAUAGAUAUCAAAGGCUUUCUGGAAAUAAGUUGUGGGAUGCUAAACAUGAGAAUUUGCAGAUUGAAAUUGACAGAAUCAAGAAAGAGAAUGAGAGCAUGCAAAUUGAGCUCAGGCACUUGAAAGGGGAAGAUAUAACAUCUUUGAACUAUGAAGAACUAAUUGCAUUUGAAGAUGCACUUGAAAAUGGACUUACCCACAUUCGUGAGAAAAAGGAUGAAAUCCCCCAAAUUAUGAGGAAGCAUGAACAAGUUCUAGAGGAGGAGAAUAAGCACCUAAUGUAUAUGGUGCAACAAAGUGAAAUGGCAGCAAUGGGAGAUUACCAAGCAGAUGGACCCUUUUCUUUCCGUGUCCAACCGAUGCAGCCGAACUUGCAUGAGAGGAUGUAGUCACAUUUUCUGUAUGCAAGCACGUCUUGACCAAUUGAAGCUUAUAAUUGCAUUAAUUACCUGAGGUUUGUAAUCCGUUAAGUAUGGAGAUAUGGUGAUUUGCUAGGACUGCUAUGUUUCUUGUAGCUUUAUGUUUUAAGAUCAUCAUGAUGGUCCACCUAUUAAAAUUGCGGGUGUGCCUUGUUGGAAUUAUUAAACUAAGUUAUGUUUAUGUAUGUUAA